Messenger RNA from Aphis gossypii (cotton aphid), 807 nucleotides. RefSeq lists its product as uncharacterized. The transcript is spliced from 2 exons. Lineage: Eukaryota; Metazoa; Arthropoda; Insecta; Hemiptera; Aphididae. The record is from RefSeq and is a predicted model, not a curated record. Bases 1 to 807 code for a protein of 268 amino acids.
AUGCAAAUGCUACAUAAAAAUCGCAAACCUUGGACUAAGACAGAAAAAAAAUUGGCAUUAUCAAUAUACUAUAAAUCUCCUUCAACUUACAAAUAUAUGAGAAAACAAGGUGUUGUAUUACCCGGCGAAAGCACAGUGCGGCGAUGGUUGAAAUCAAUAGAAUACACUCCGGGAUUUAUUAAUGAUUAUUUAAAUGAAAUAAAAACAAAAGUAUCUGCUAUGUUGUAUACUGAUAGGAAAUGUGUAAUAUUACUGGACGAAAUGUCAAUACUAAAAUGUAUUGAAUAUAAUAAAGCACUUGAUAUGAUAGAAGGAUUUGAGGACUUGGGUCCACUAGGCCGUUCACCAAAUUAUGCAAAACAUGCUUUAGUUAUCAUGGUUAGAGGCCUAUAUAAAAAUUGGAAGUUUCCAUUAUGUUACUUUUUAAGUGGCAACGGUGUUAGUGGAAAUGAACUUGUAAAUUUAAUAAAACAAAGUUUAAAACAGAUUUUAGAUAUUGGAUUACUACCAACAAGUAUUGUAUGUGACCAGGGGUCACAAAAUCGUAAACUAUUUUCUUUACUUGGAGGUACUGAACUUAAUCCAUUAUGUACAAUUCAUGAAUUUAUCAAUCAUAAUUCUUCUGAACAAUCGUAUUGUAGUGAUACUUCUGACACUAGUGACACUGAUAAUAUUGAACAACUUGAAAGAAAUUUAUACAUUUCUAAUGAUGAAGUGUUUGAGCCAGCAGAUGUUCAAAUUGCAAGGUGGGCUAUAAAACAUAAAAUUACGAAUGCUGCUACUUCGGAUUUGUUAAAAAUUUUAUAA